Messenger RNA from Chrysochloris asiatica (Cape golden mole), 718 nucleotides. RefSeq names its product ras-GEF domain-containing family member 1C-like. Gene Ontology annotation, molecular function: guanyl-nucleotide exchange factor activity. The annotation marks the transcript as partial. The record is from RefSeq and is a predicted model, not a curated record. Gene Ontology annotation, biological process: positive regulation of GTPase activity; Ras protein signal transduction. Gene Ontology annotation, cellular component: plasma membrane. The transcript has 7 exons. Lineage: Eukaryota; Metazoa; Chordata; Mammalia; Afrosoricida; Chrysochloridae.
AUGACAUCCUCACAGUCACUUGGUCUGCAAGUGGACUGGCGGCAGUCACCUACGUCCAGGAACAUGCUCUGCUGCAAGACAGCACAUCCUUUUGAGGCGGUGGAAACUGUGGACAGUCUGAGCCAGCUUCCCUGUUUCAGUGACAAGACUAACAAUCUAGAGGCUUACGUGAAAUGGUUCAAUCGGUUAUGCUAUCUCGUGGCGACUGAGAUUUGCAUGCCUGCCAAGAAGAAGCAGAGAGCUCAGGUGAUUGAGUUCUUCAUCGACGUAGCCCGCGAGUGCUUCAACAUUGGCAACUUCAACUCCCUGAUGGCCAUUAUCUCCGGUAUGAACAUGAGCCCUGUAUCCAGGCUGAAGAAGACUUGGGCCAAAGUGAAGACAGCCAAGUUUUUUAUCCUUGAGCACCAGAUGGACCCAACAGGGAAUUUCUGCAACUACAGGACAGCCCUGCGUGGGGCUGCCCACCGUUCUCUGACUGCCCACAGCAGUCGGGAGAAGAUCGUCAUUCCCUUCUUCAGCCUGCUCAUCAAAGACAUCUAUUUCCUGAAUGAAGGCUGUGCCAACCGCCUCCCCAAUGGACAUGUCAACUUCGAGAAAUUUCUGGAGCUGGCCAAGCAGGUUGGAGAGUUCAUCACAUGGAAACAAGUAGAGUGUCCCUUUGAGCAAGACCCCAGCAUCACCCACUACCUGCACACGGCCCCCAUCUUCAGUGAGGACG